This is a messenger RNA of Owenia fusiformis, 2205 nucleotides long. NCBI's taxonomy places the organism in Eukaryota, Metazoa, Annelida, Polychaeta, Sabellida, Oweniidae. The record is from the annotation of a GenBank genome assembly.
GCAGGAUUUAAAGCGUCGAAAAUGGCGGAGUCGCUACGAAGAUUGGUCAACAUUGGUUCUUUCACAUCUCUGCAAGAGAAACUUGAGAGAUGGCUAGAUGAUUACCAUGUUCUGACAUGUGACCAGAAUGUAGCUAGAGGAUGUGAGAUCAUCGAACUGAACUCAAGGCUCCAAGGUCAGCUCUUCAAACUCCUCAGCAUCACAGCAUCUGAAGGUGGUUUAUAUGGAGGGGCCAGUACAAUCAAAGCACGUCUUCUCCCGCUGCUUGGUGCCAACUUCUUCACAGGGACUGCCACUGCAGACACUACGCUUUCACUGCUCUCGGAGAAUGCGGCUAAAGAUCGUGAAUUAAAUGACCUUGAGGAUACUUACGAGCGAUCACUUGUAACACUGGAAGAUGAUCUGAAAGCUACUCAGUUGGAAAACGAUGAUCUCAAAAAUGAACUUGCAGACACCCAAGAUGAACUGGACAAGAGUCAGAGAAUGUCAACAAGUGAAAAGAUGUUCACUGAACAGGAAAUAAGAGAUCUCAGAGCAAAGUUUAAUGAUUCCCAAAAUGAAGUGAUGCGGCUCCGUCUGCAACUGAGUGAAAGUGAUGCUACAAUACGUAGAUUAAGGGAUGACGUUAUUAUAUCAACAGGACGGGUACCUUAUAUUACCACAAGUGAUGUAAACGACUCCCUGGCAAGUUAUCGCUACCUGCCGAGAGUAAGCUCUCCGCUACACUCUGACGACACCACCCAGAGGGUGCGACAACAGAGCCUCAUUUCCAGGUUCAAUGACAUGUUCUCUCAAGAUCGUCUUGAUGCUAUGGAUAUCUUGCGGCGCUAUUCGGACGAUCAUGAAAAUAAUCAGCGAAUUGUCUUCGUUGCCAUGCAGGAAGCCUUUUCAGUAGCUAAGCUAGCAUUCCGCCAGUUUAAGAUCAAGGUUCGCUCCCAGCUGGCUGGUACCCAUCUAGGCCCUGAUACACUGGAGGAAGCUGUUCAGGAUUACAUAAACAGGAAUACGGACCUCUAUGACCUACCUGCAUUGGUAUCUGAUGUGAUACGUGCAUUGAACCGCAACCCUAAGCUCUACCUGCAACCCACAGCUUCCUACACAGUAAUCCAGACAUUUAUUCGUGAAGCUUGCAAACUUGCUUGGCAGAUGUCAGCACUGGCUCAUCCUCUAGAUAUCGCCAUAGCAACCGAUGCAGAGCUCUUUGAUGAAUUCAAGUAUCGUAGAAGUUAUGACUCAGAGUACACAGCCCCUCUUGUGAACCACCACAUAUGGCCUUGCCUACAACAGAGCACUAAGGUCCUUAUGAAGGGAGAGGCCAACACAAGGCGAGGUGCAUCUUUGGGGUCCCCAAGACGCAGCCGUAGCCCUACUCGCUCAAUGAGUCCAGUACGAUCAUACAGCCCAACACGCUCAGUGAGCCCCAGCAGGAGGUCUCCUAGCCCAAGAAGAACACUGAGUAGUCUGGGAGAUUCCUUUAGUGGCAGGUCAAGCCCAUCUGUAAGGAGCCCUCGGAGUCCACGGCCACUUUCUCGAUCAAACAGUUUCAGUAGCGAUCGACCAAAUACAGCAUCAACGACUCUUUCUCAUUACAUGUGACUUGGUAUGCGCUCAUUGAGCCGAAGUUCUCUCCGAUCCAGUUCUCCAAGUCGUCUCUACUAGCUGGGAUAAUACUCAAAUUAACCUCAGAUUUGACCUUGAACCUUGAAUGACCUUGAACUUUGACCCUGUGUUAUACAUUUGCUGUGUUAAUGGUGUCAAGCACUUGUGUGGAAUUCAGUAUUAAAUGACAUUAAACAAUUAUAAUUUGGAGUAAUCAAAAUUAGACGGGAAUUUGAUUUAAAGACAUUUGAUGCUGGAAAGAUAAAGGCAGAAUAUGAUGACUAGCGGAAUAAGAUGAUAAAAAUGAAGACAUUAGAUGUGGGCAUAAAGGUGAAAUAUGAUGGAUGACAAGUGGAAUAUGAUGAUGAAUCAAAACUAGACACUUUUAAUAUAGGUGCUUGUAGCUAAUUCUAGAUUAGUUAUAAAGCUUGAUAGGGUAACUGACAGAACAUGUGAAAGGCUAUAAUUUAUCGACAUGUGAUUGUUAAAUUACACAUAUUGUUAUUACAUGGAGAACAUUAGGGUACAUUUUCCCUAUCUAAAUCAUGGUUAUUUUAAUGUUAUUAUCAUGUACUCAAGGCUCUAUUAACAUGUACUCAUGGUUAU